CUGAGCCUCAGACAGGAGAACUAUCAAAAGGACUUUGCAACUAAACAACGAGCGAGUUUACGCUGAAACACUGCAAGUGAACAUAUACCAUAUUGGAUUACUUAAUUGACAAGGACGUUCUGCAAACCUCGAUUCGGGAAUAUACUCAUUGGAGAUUAUCCUGGAUAUCCUUGUGGAUUAUACAAUUACGGACUUAAAUAUGACUCUGGAAGAACUUGUUGGAUGCAAUAUCACUGAGAAAAAGUAAGUUCCUUCUACAUUUGUAGCUCAGAAUAGCCUACAGCUUGCUGUAACAUAGUGUGCAUUGAGAAUAGAUGGUUUGGCAGUGGACCGUGAAGCACAUAUAGCCUCAGUACUGAAUUCUGCUAAAUUCACCAGUUGUUAGUAGCCUAUUCUCAAUUGUGGUGCAUAACUAACAAUGUAUUUUUGUUGAAGGAUGGAGACCGUGAAUCAAGCACUAGAAGAGCUGCUGGUGGCAGCGCAGCAACAAGACUGCCUGACUGUGGGAGUCUACGAGUCUGCAAAGCUGAUGAAUGUGUAAGUACAUUAUUGACCAUUCUAUCCUAUGAUUGACCAUUCCAUAAUAUGAGUCAACGUAACAUAGCUGCAAGCAUGACGCGCUUUGCGCAACUCUUUUGACACCAUAUUUAUCUAUAUUUGCUAUACAGAACAGAUCAUUAAUGUUAUAUUCCCUUUCUUUCUGCAGUGAUCCUGACAGUGUUGUGUUGUGUGUUCUGGCGACGGACGAGGAGGACGAGGAUGACAUUGCACUGCAGAUUCACUUCACGCUCAUCCAAGCCUUCUGUUGCGACAACGACAUCAACAUACUGCGCAUCUCCGGCAUGAGGCGCAUCGCUCAGGUUCUUGGCGAGCCAAGCACCGCUGACAGCAACGGCAACGAGCCCAAUGAUAUGCACUGCAUCCUUGUCACUGUAAGUACAUCCUCCUCGUUAUUGUUAAUCUUGUGCGUAAUUGUUCAUUUAGAAUACAUCGCAAUUAUCUAAUAUCAUCACAAUUUCCACAUUCAAGACAUUCCUGACGAUAUCUCUCCCCUUUUGCAUACAGAAUACCCAGUGCCAAUCUCUGAAAUGCCAAGCGUUGCAGGAUAUCGGCAACUACUGCGAGGAGAGCCGCUGCAAGAACCAAUGGGUACCUUACCUGGCCCUGCAGGAGCGCUGAACUAAUGACCCUCGCUGAGAAACGUGAAAGCGAUGAAAAUAAGUAAACAAGUCGUCAUUCUUCAAGAAUGAGAAAGGCGUUCAAGAAGGGGCAUCGUCGACAGGCCUGUGUCUGCCUUGCCCUGGGCCGCUAUCCAGUGACGGAGCUGGGCGUGCGAAGGUUCCGAGGGACAAUGCGUAUGCAACCAUGACGCAUCUGACCCCGUAUUUUUCCUCCGCGGAAAGGAACAGUGUGUGCCGGAGUGGGGCGUAGGAACGAACUGUAGAGAAGUCUCGCUGCUGUUUGCCCAGCCAUGUUGGAGCAACCGGGGGCGGCAGCAUAGCGUGGGAACGGACUUGCAGUUUCGUUAUUUGAGAGGAGGGACAAAGCAACUGUAUCAAUGAGAAUACAGACUUGAAACCGGGUUCAACCCUAUGCUUUCUGACGUGGAAGUGGGUGUGUUUGUAAUUAAAUGCAAUGUGAAUGACUGCAAUGCUCUACAGUUGGAUGUUAUGAGUAACAGUGCAAUGAAGAAGUCUUCAGAGCAACAAUGCCUAUGGAUUGUUAUUGUGUAAAAGAUAUUGAUAUGGUAUUCUGGCUACACUCAUAGCCAGGUGGCUGUCUGUUAAGAGGGUCAAAACAUUGCCACAAUGUAACAAUGUAUUCAUUUAUUUGACAUUGACACAAUUAACUAAUGUAUUGUUCUUAUUUAAGUUGAACAGAGUAAUAUAUAACAGUGAAAUGCAUUGCUGAAUACAAUGUUAAACUUAUUUGAAUAAAUUAUUGAACUGAAA
Coregonus sp. 'balchen' is the source of this 1952-nucleotide messenger RNA. Lineage: Eukaryota; Metazoa; Chordata; Actinopteri; Salmoniformes; Salmonidae. The record is from the annotation of a GenBank genome assembly.